AUGAUGGGAAUGGAUGCGGAUACUGCAUCGCAUAUGACACAGGCCGUCUCCACAGGGGCGGUGACCCCAGUCCCCUUUGAAUCGAAACAUAUGCAUGGAAUGCCCAUCUUGGAAAGAGCGCAUUUAACAACUGGUGAAAGGCUAUACUGGGAGAGUUACAACACAACGACUUUCUUCACGACGGAACUCGGGUCCAGAGGCGCACUCCAUUUGCAUAUCACCACAUUCAUCGCGUGCUUAAUCAUCGUAUACCCAGCGUGCUUGGUGCUGAAUAGCGCCAGAUCCAAGUGGUAUUUGGCAUCUCUGACAGCCAACUUAACGCUGCUGAUUAUUUCUUUUAUAUCGAUCUGUACUUUCAUGCGGUCUUUCCCCAUGGAUGAAAACUGGUACCCAAACAACAUCUACGUGAGUACAUGGGUUGUGCUGUUGGUCUCCUUUAUGUCCCAUUACGUAGCCACAGGUAUCAAUAAACUUAACCAACACAUGUAUUCCAACCAGUACGCCCUGGUAUCUGAUGUCCCCAUGCACGAUAUAGGAUCUGCAUCUCCAGGAAGUAACGCGACAAUCGUAGGUCUCCCCACAGAAGAGUACGACGAUUAUUCCUACCCAAAGAGUUCAAGGUUCUUGGCGAAGAUUGAGCAGUCCACGAUUCUAAGACGGUCCGUCCUCAAAUUGGGAUCCGUUUCACGAGUAGUAUCCGAAUUGGCUAAUGUCCCCAUAUUUUUCCUCAUGGGUGUCACGUUGUUCAUUGGACUGGCAGUGGGAAACCUACUGGGCAAAAAUCAAAGGAUUUUCAAUUUAUUAGCACAUUGGAUCAAGGGAGGUGUGUUCCUUAUCCUGGGUCUCGUUUCACUCGCUAGAUACUGUGGCAUGGGGGAAACUUACGGAUGGAGCUGGAACAGGAAGAUUUAUUCUGGGAUUGAGGGUAAAGCGAGUCGGUUUCUGCCAAAAGGUACUAUUACCGUUGAAGGGAUAGAAUCGUUCCUAGUGUUUUUCUACGGGACCACAAAUAUAUUCUUGGAGCAUUUGGCCGGUAGUGGUGGUGCUUGGUCGGCAAAGGAUCUGCAGCAUGUAUCGAUUGCAUUUAUCUACAUUGGUACAGGCCUGAGCGGACUGUUGACCGAGAUAAAACUGAACACAUGGAGAUUUGAAAGGUCAUUAUAUCCGGACGGAUCCAACACGAAGGAGGAGUGCAUUGCUGGGACACCAGGAUACUCCCCCAACCCCUUCCCUGCACUAACAAUUUUCUGGACGGGCAUACUAAUGUCACAACACGCACAAGCAUCAGAGGCAUCCACCAAAAUACAUGCACAGUGGGGGUAUUUGCUAUCCUAUGGUUCCUUCUUUAGAAUCAUCACUUUUUUGAUUCUCUAUUUCGAGCCCCCAAAGGACUUUAGACCUUCCAAACCACUCACGGAAUUGAUAACAUCCUUUUGUUUGAUAUGCGGAGGAGUAAUAUUUAUGGAGUCUACCGACCAAGUAAUCGAAGCAAUCGAAUAUCGCGGGUUCACUCCUUUAUUCACGUGUAACCUCAGCGUUGGGAUAUCAUCUUUGCUGAUGGCCUGGUUGAUGAUGCUCUUCCUUUGGAGAGACUGGCUGCUAUCGUAUAGAAAGGAACAUGAAACAAUUGACCAGGUAUGA
This is a messenger RNA of Huiozyma naganishii CBS 8797, 1641 nucleotides long. It is a transcript of the gene TVS1, whose product is annotated as Tvs1p. The coding region runs from base 1 to 1641 and encodes 546 amino acids. The record is from RefSeq and is a predicted model, not a curated record. Lineage: Eukaryota; Fungi; Ascomycota; Saccharomycetes; Saccharomycetales; Saccharomycetaceae. The transcript has a single exon.